AUGUACAGACAGUGGGCCGUGGUGAAUAUUUUCGUGAUGUCUUAUCUGCAGCUGGUGCAGGGCUCCAGCGACGAACAUGGACCGGUGAAGCGGGCGUCUCGGUCAACGUUAGAAGGAACUGAACAGCAAAUCAGAGCGGCCUCUGGCUUGGAGGAGCUGCUGCGAAUCACACACUUCGAGGACUGGAAGCUGUGGAGAUGCCGACUGAAGCUCAAAAGUUUGACCAGCACCGACUCCCGCUCAGCUUCCCAUCGGGCCACCAGGUUUGCGGCAACUUUCUAUGACCUUGAAACCCUAAAAGUUAUCGACGAGGAAUGGCAGAGAACCCAGUGCAGCCCCAGAGAGACGUGCGUGGAGGUGGCCAGCGAGCUGGGGAGGAGCACCAGCACGUUCUUCAAGCCCCCCUGUGUGAACGUGUUCCGGUGUGGCGGCUGCUGCAAUGAAGAGAGUCGCGUCUGCAUGAACACGAGCACCUCCUACGUUUCCAAACAGCUCUUUCAGAUAUCAGUGCCUUUGACCUCAGUACCUGAAUUAGUGCCUGUUAAGGUUGCCAACCAUACAGGUUGUAAGUGCCUGCCAACGACUCCCCACCCUUCGUACUCCAUUAUCAGAAGAUCCAUCCAGGUCCCAGAAGAAGAUCACUGUUCCCAUUCCAAGAAACUCUGUCCUAUUGACAUGCUAUGGGACAGCAACAAAUGUAAAUGUGUUUUACGGGAGGAGAAUCCACUCGUUGGAAUGGAAGAGCACUCUCAUCUCCAGGAAAUGGCUCUCUGUGGGCCGCACAUGAAGUUUGACGAAGAUCGUUGUGAGUGUGUGUGUAAAACCCCGUGUCCCAGAGAGCUUAUCCAGCACCCAGAAAACUGCAGUUGCAUUGAGUGUGGAGAAAGCCUGGAGAGCUGCUGCAAGAAGCACAAGAUAUUUCACCCAGACACCUGCAGCUGUGAGGACAGAUGUCCCUUUCACACCAGAACAUGUGCAAAUGGAAAACCAGCAUGUGCAAAGCAUUGCCGCUUUCCAAAGAAGAGGGCCGCCCAUGGGCUCCAUGAUCAAGAAAACCCCUGACUCCGCUUUUUCCCAAGUUCCCCAUCUCUGACAUUUUAAACGGGAUGCUGCUUUGCCAAGUUGCUGCCACUGUUCUUUUUUUCCAGGUACUAGGGAAAACAUCUGUUUUAUCUGGUACCACAGUGAAUCCGGACCACCCUUCCAUUACACACCAGCUGGGGCUCUCCUGGUUCACCGAAUGCCUUCCCCCUGAAGAUACCCGUGCACAGCAAGGAAUGCAAAGGAGGGAACCUGUGUAAACUUUUUUUUUUUUUCCCAGUGAAUGAGAAAGGUUUGAUCCUCAUAGAAUCACAGGUGCUGUAUGAUUUAUUACUCAAAGCUGAUGAGGCAAUUUUAUAGUCUCCACUAUAAAAUAUAGACACUAUAGUCCUCCACUAAUACAAAGUCUCUUGUGAAUUAUUCUGCCUCUUUAUUAUGCAGACUUUGAUUUGUAUGAUCAGCACUGAUUUUAUGAUUACUGUCCAGCUUGUAGUUUCGAGUUUACUGAACUACUGUCUGUUGUUUCAUAUU
Hyaena hyaena (striped hyena) is the source of this 1572-nucleotide messenger RNA. It is a transcript of the gene VEGFD, whose product is annotated as vascular endothelial growth factor D. The transcript is spliced from 7 exons. The record is from RefSeq and is a predicted model, not a curated record. Gene Ontology annotation, cellular component: membrane. Gene Ontology annotation, biological process: positive regulation of endothelial cell proliferation; sprouting angiogenesis; positive regulation of protein phosphorylation. Lineage: Eukaryota; Metazoa; Chordata; Mammalia; Carnivora; Hyaenidae. Gene Ontology annotation, molecular function: chemoattractant activity; vascular endothelial growth factor receptor 3 binding; growth factor activity. Bases 1 to 1062 code for a protein of 353 amino acids.